UUUGUUUAUUUAGAAAUUUUUAUUUCAUAAUUCGAAAUUUAAAAAUAAAACAAAAUUUAAUUGUUUUUUUUUCUAUUUUACUAUAGAAAACACUCAAGAUACAAGACGUGCCGAUUGUGGCAUCGGGAGGAGGCAGUGGUCUACCACCACCAGCCGCACCCGUACAAGAAGAAGAAGAAGAAGAAGGUGUUCGACCAACAUCUCAAUCUGUAUUUAAAGUACGUUUAAUCAAAUAUGAUGAAACAAAGAAAGUACCUGUUAUUAAACAAGUAAAAGAUGUUGUUGAAAAUAUCAAUCUUGUUCAAGCGAAAAAAUUAGUUGAAUCAAUUCCUCAAGUCCUACGCGAUAAUUUAAGUAAAGCAGAUGCCGAAACAAUGAAAGCUAAAAUUGAAGCAGCUGGUGGUAUAUGUGUUAUUGAAUGA
Rotaria sordida is the source of this 422-nucleotide messenger RNA. The record is from the annotation of a GenBank genome assembly. Lineage: Eukaryota; Metazoa; Rotifera; Eurotatoria; Philodinida; Philodinidae.